Molecule: messenger RNA, 748 nt
Organism: Eruca vesicaria subsp. sativa (arugula)
Lineage: Eukaryota; Viridiplantae; Streptophyta; Magnoliopsida; Brassicales; Brassicaceae
Source: the annotation of a GenBank genome assembly
AUGCCGCCGAAGUUAGACCCAUCACAGAUCGUCGACGUCUACGUCCGCGUCACCGGAGGCGAGGUCGGAGCAGCGAGUUCACUCGCUCCUAAAAUCGGUCCACUCGGUCUCGCCCCCAAGAAGAUCGGAGAAGACAUCGCCAAGGAGACAGCCAAAGAGUGGAAAGGCCUCAGAGUCACCGUCAAGCUAACAGUUCAGAAUCGUCAGGCUAAAGUCACCGUCGUUCCCUCCGCGGCGGCUCUGGUGAUCAAAGCCUUGAAGGAGCCGGAGAGGGAUAGGAAGAAGGUGAAGAACAUUAAGCACAACGGGAACAUAUCGUUCGAUGACGUUAUUGAGAUUGCGAAGAUUAUGAGGCCGAGGUCUAUUGCUAAGGAGUUGAGUGGGACGGUGAGGGAGAUUUUGGGGACUUGUGUCUCUGUUGGGUGUACUGUUGAUGGCAAGGAUCCCAAGGAUCUUCAGCAGGAGAUUCAAGAGGGUGAGAUUGAGAUUCCUGAGAACUGAGGAAACGAAAAAUUGUUCUUUUUUUUUUUUUAAAUUAGAAUGAUUCAGUUUUGGAGACAUUUAUGUUCCUAAUGAGUGAAGAGGUGCUUACGGUUUUUGUGUUUUGUCUUUUUGAGGAUUUGCGUUUUGGUAUACUAUAUUUUUGGUAUUGUGAUUUUGGAGUUUAUAGUGUUGGAUUUGCAAAUUUUGAACAAUUAGAAUGUUGGGAUUCAUUUCUAUAAUCUAUCAACUUGGUUUUGAAGUGUUU